AUGGACUCACAAAAUUCUGUAGAAACAUUGACUAUUGCUCUGAUCGAUACACUUUCGGAUAAGAAUGAGAAAGUACGUGACUAUGUUGCUCAAUCAAUAGUUGAUACUGGUAAAAAAUUGCCUCUACCAACAGUAAAACUAUGUACGAAUUAUCUUGAUAAACAUCAAAAAUUACCUGAAUCACAUCGAGCAGCUAUCUUACGUGUUAUUCAACGUAUUCUUAAUUAUCAUCAAGAAAAAGAAGGAGAAACACUAUUUGAUAUUGAUACAUUUCAAUCACUUACUCGUGUUGCUGUCAAUGAAUUAACAAUGCCAAAAGACUUAAUUCCCUUAUGGCAACAAGCUGCUUCAGAUGUCUUAGUUGAAAUUGGCAAAUGUGAACCGGAUCUUGUUUGUACAGCUCUUUUACCACAUAUGCAGGCUGGUCAAUUACCGCAAUUUUUUGUUCUACAAACAGUUGGUAGUCUUGCUGAAGCUAAUCCGCGUGGUAUGGUUCAUCAGUUACGUCCAAUGUUUAGUCGUAUAUUACCAAUGAUGGGCAUGGUUAAACAAGAAAAUUAUCGUUGGGUUUAUACAGCAGUACUUUAUAAAUUUUGUUUGGCUUUAAUUGAUUUUCAAGCUAAUGGUGAAGAAACAGCACGUGCAACAUUUGCUCCACAACAAUUUGAAAAUGAUGCAUUUGCUGCAUAUGAAGUUUUUCUUACAUCAGCUUGGAUUGGAUCAAAAGAACUUAAAGUUCGAAACAUAUGUGUACAAGCUAUUGGUCGUCUUGUUUAUUUAUUUUCUUCAUCAAAAUUUACUGAACAAUAUCCACGUUUAUUACAAAAUGUUCUUGGAUUUUAUCGAAAAACUGUUGAUCAUUUAUAUGUUAGUGAAACAUUAAAUUCUGUUGUAUUAUUGGCUCAUCAAUGGAAUGUACCACAGUUAAAACAGGCAAUGGAUAUUAUUUUAAGAGAAGUUUUAAAUGAAAUUCAAAUUAAUUAUGAAGCAUUUGAAAAUGGUAAUGAACAUGCUGUUAAAAAUCAAAAUGAACUACUACGAACGUUAUCAAUACUAGGUAAACAUGCACCACAAACGAUAUGGCCUUGGUUAUUACAACGUAUGGAUCAAGCUGGUACUAAUGAUAAAGUACGUAUUGUACUUCUUGUUAUUUAUCGUCAUCUAGUUUAUGCAUUUGGUAAUGAUGCACCAUCAACACCAUUUGAUUAUAAAUCAUUACUUGUAUCAAGUUUAAGACCAACAUUAAAUACAGCAACAUUAAAAAUUACAAAAUAUUUAUCACAAUUAAUUGUAGCGAUGGCUUGUCAUGGUUAUUUACAAUUAGAAGGACGAACAUUUUUAAUUGAAUAUAUUGUUCGAAACUGUACAUAUCCUCUAACGGCAAAUGAAGAUAAUAAAACAGAUUCAGCAGCAACAACAACACCUAAUGCUGAUGUUCGAAUAAUGUGUCGAAAUAUUUUAAAUGCUUUUAGUUCGACUAUUGAAGGAAUGGAUGAAGUUUUAUGGCCGUUAUUAAUGGAAUUUCUCGUACCGGAAAUGUAUACCGGUGCAUUUGGAAUUAUAACUAAAGCAUUAGCACAAUCUGGUCAACAACAAAUAACAGCAAAAAAAGAUACAUUUUGGGUUGAUUUUGAACUUUUAGUUAAUUUACCGAAACCAAAUGAAAUUAUUACACGAUGUUUUGUUCUUUUGGGUGAACCAUUAGUUGAAGAAACACGUGGUAUAUCAAUACUUAAUUUUCUUCGUAUAGCUGUAACAGAACUUAAAACUGAAUUAAAAGAACUAUGGGGAAAAGUUAUUCCACGUUUACUUCAAAAUUUAAAUGAUGAUGAUGAACAUAAAAAAUUUGAUUCAGCAAACUGGCAAGAUCUUAUACUUAAAUUACUUUCCAAAACGCUUGAUGUUGUUGAACGUGAAGAUUGGAUUAGUGAUAUAGGCGCUUGUUUUGUUAAACAAUUACCUUUAUAUAUAAAAUUAGAACGUGAGCGUGGUUUUGCUUAUAAAUGUAUUGGUAUUGUAUUACGUAAAUCAAAAAUAAAUGAAUUCGUUAGUCGUACACUUGAAUCUAUGAUGACAGUUAUUAAUUUUCAACAUGAACAUGAACGAAAUGGUUGGGCAACAAUGUUUGGUUUUUGUUCAACAACACAUCUUGAUAUUGUCUUACAACGAGUUGACUUGUAUUUAAAAAUUGGUGAUUCAAAAAGUUCAGCUUCAACAUCAAGUGGAAGUAGUGGACUUUUUGGUUUUCUUAGUUCAAAAACUGAUACACAUUCUGAUUUAUCACGUGCAACAACUCUUUUAGCUUAUGCUUAUGUUUCAAUCUUUGCAACACUUGAUUUAAUUAUUUCUCGUAUGGAAACAAGUAUACUGAUCAAUGCUGUUAAAAUAGCUCGAACAAUUAAAGAAGAAACAGGAAAAUUAAUUGUUGCAAAAUCAUUUGUUAUUCUUGCACAAUCAAUGAAUACAAAUCAUUUGAAGACUGAUUUUGUUUUUGCAUCACGAAAUGAUCUUAUACAAGAAAUGAUUAAUUAUAUAACACAAGAAACAAAUGUUAAAUUACAACCAGCAACAUUUAAUCAAUGUGUUCGAGCAUGUCAUGCACUUAUUAUUCUUCAACCAGAACCAACGCUUCCUGAGAAAUAUCAAUUAGCUCGUGCUACGUUACAUUGGUACUGUUCGACGAAACUUGCAAGUGAACUUUCAUCUAGUCAAAAAGAUGAAAUUUCUACAUCACUUGGUGCACUCAUUAUUGAAUUGCUUAAUUUAGGCGAUUCACCUGGAACAUUUCCUAGCCUUAUUAACCUUCUUGAGCCUUUUUGUCUAUCACUUCAUGUUUAUGAACGUGCCCGGACUUUUGAUAUUCUAAAUCAACUUAUUCAAUCGGAUCCAAUGAAUAAACUGAAAGAACAGAAUCUGAUAGAUGUUGGGGGUAUUAUGGCUCUUUGUCUUAUGUAUUUAACGGAUACCGAAGAAUCGGUUGAAUUAGCAACAAACGCAAGCCUUACUAGACUAUUACAUCUUCAAAUGCAACUUGCAACCGGUGACUUUUUGACUAAUGAUAUUCAUAAGAUUCAUUGUUUAUUUAUUGAAGGUGUCAUGGAAAAUUUAAAAGGUGACCAGAGUGCUGCUGAACAAGAAAAGCCAGUCAAUGAUGAUACCAUACAAAGUUUAUCGGGUAAUAUUGAACCACGUUGUCUUUUAUCGUUUAUCGAAAAAGCUACUGAAAUUGUUGCUGACACACGAGCAGUUGGUUCAGUCGUGGUAUGCAAUGUUCUUUGUAAAAUAUUUGAUUGUCGACAUAGUGAAUUAGCUGAUCAAAUCGAUUACAUAUUCAGUAUUAUGCUUAAUAAAUAUAAUCAAAUUACCAAUGAAGAUGUCUUACGAGCGUUACGAGGUGCCUUCAAACAACUUAGCUUGUCAUGUUCAACUCGUGUAUUUAGUACAUUGAUGAAUUUUGGUGUACCAUUCACCAAAAAUCUUGUGACCAUUAUUCAUGAUCUUGCCGAUAAUCGACCGUUAACUGAAGCUGUUCUAGCGCAAAUAAUGGAAUGUUGGUCACGUUCAUUACCCUAUGAAGAAAAAAGCUCACAACGACAUGCUACUGCUCAACCACUUAUGGCACUAUAUUUGCUCAAUCAAUGGUUUCAAUCAGAUCGUAUGUGUGAUCUAGGUGAAUAUGCUUUUCCACGUUUGUUCGUGGCCCUUUUCAUACGUAUGGCUUCACAUGUUGAUACAUUACCACCACAAAGUGUACCACCAUUGCGUCGUAUUGCACCACCAAAUGGUAGUUCUCGACGUGAUUCAACAGCAAGUAAUGCCAGUAGUGUUUCUCUGUCUAGUGCAACAGCUGCAAAUACAAGUAGCACAAAAAAAUCAUCACGUCUUAGUAUAUUUGAUUCAAAAUCACCUCGUACUUCAUCGAAAACACCAUCUGUUUCUGAACAACAAAUCAAUGCUGGACCUUCGAAUAAUGAAUUAAAAAAAAUUGAACCAUGGCGUUUAUCGAAUGAUUGUAUGAUGCAUUUUCUAAAAGUUUAUAAAUGUCAAUCAGAAAUUAAUAAUGUCAUGCCUUGGGAAAAGAUGAAUAAAUUUGAUACAGCUGAUUCAGCUCUUGAAGUACUUGCUCAAGGUCUAGCACGUUGUAAUCAUAUAAAUCAAAAACAAUUAAAUGUUAUUAUUGAAUUACUCGGACAAGUACUUGAUGGUCCUUAUGAUAUUCAACGUGUAUGUGUAUCAGCAUUUUUUGCCGAACUUAUACGAUGUAAUCCUGAUGAUAGUGAAGAUCAACGUUUUGUUCGUGAACUUAUUCGUUAUCUAUUGGGACGUUUAGUGGAUCAUAAUAUUUAUGUAAGAAAAUUUUGUUUACGUGGUCUUGGUUGGUGGCGACCAGUUCGUGAUAGUCAAGAAGAUAAAGGUUUACCAACCACUAUUCUUGCAUCAUUAAUUUCUGGUUUGGAUGAUCGUGAUGAUAAAAAUGAUCUUCUUACACUUGAAGCCAUGUGUUCAUUAUCAAAUGUAAUUGCUGUUAUGAAUGAAGAUGAAGUACGACCUAUUCUUAUGAACGUUCUCCUCCGUAUUCGGCCUUGUUUUGAAAAAGAUGAAGCAAAAGUACGUUCAGCAGCAUUUACAUUAUUUGGAAAAAUGGCUUCGGUGUGUGAAGGAAAUUCACGUGAAGCAUUUGUUGAACAAAUAUUUUCAUCUUUAAUAACAUUAACACUUCAUUUAAAUGAUCCGGUUGACACAGUACGUGAAAGUUGUAAAACAUGUUUUCAAUCUAUUGCACCAUUACUUGAUCAACCAACAUUAAUAGAAUUAUUUAAAGAAACUCUUCAACCAAAAAUCACUCUUCAAUAUACAGAAUUCAUAAGUGAUUUUGCCAAAAUUUUAGUUCAACAAUAUCCUUAUAAAGUGAAUUUUUUUAUUAUGAACUGUAUAAUCUUUUUUAAAAAUCCUGUACCAGAAUUACGUGCUAAUGCAGCAAUUGUAGCUGGUCAUUUAAUAUUUAACUUAACUGAAGAACAAAUUAAUAAUCUAUCCAAAGAACAUAUUUUAAACGGUAAAUAG
Molecule: messenger RNA, 5064 nt
Organism: Rotaria sp. Silwood2
Lineage: Eukaryota; Metazoa; Rotifera; Eurotatoria; Philodinida; Philodinidae
Source: the annotation of a GenBank genome assembly